Tilletiopsis washingtonensis is the source of this 879-nucleotide messenger RNA. RefSeq lists its product as hypothetical. The coding region runs from base 70 to 645 and encodes 191 amino acids. The record is from RefSeq and is a predicted model, not a curated record. The transcript has a single exon. Lineage: Eukaryota; Fungi; Basidiomycota; Exobasidiomycetes; Entylomatales.
GCUAGGCUCUCGAGCAAGCUACACUUCCACAGCGCAGCCGUUCCCUCAACUUGCUAUUUCGUGUGCAGGAUGUGGCGGCAGCAGCGUCUUGGAGAUGCCGCUGUGCGGGCCAGGCGCGCGCGGGAGCGACUCUCAGCGCGCGGGUCGCCAGCUUUCGCCUUCUCGAUGCUGCGCUGCUCAAGGGGCCGCGAUGGUCGAGGGCCGCACUGCAUGACAGCUGGCACCUGCAGCAGUCGCAGCCGUAGCUGCAUGGUCCUCUUGAGCAACUCUCUUCAUCGCAGUGCUGGAAGUAGAUCUGCGGUGCGAGUUGCAGGGCUGAGCUUGCGACGGCGGACGCCAGGCAGCCUGUGUCGGGAAGAGACAGUCGAGUCGAGAUGCGCGAGCAGGGCUCCGGCUGUGCCCCACCCAGCCAGCACGGCGUCUUCAGCCUCCUCUCCAAAGCCGGUCCUCACUGCAUAUCUCGCAGCCUGGAGUGCAGCGUCGUCUGUUGCCCUGUCUCUGAGGAGCAGCAGGGGUUACGUCGCUGGCGCGGGAACAGAGCGGGCGCACCACGUGACGCGUGCCCGCCGCAGCAGCCCUGCCGCGCGCCAGCCGUUCCCACGCAAUGCCGCGGCUCUCAAAGGCGCCGCGCCCGCUCGAGCCUAGCCGUGGCGCUGACAUCGCUGAGCUUCGGAUGCCGCACGCUGGAGCAUCGAGGUGUGCGUAUGUGCAUCGUUUUCAGCGGUGACGCGCAAGGCGCUGCCAAAGGGAGAGACGUGUGUGUGGUGGGUCGUCACUGAGAGAAGAAAAGGGGGGCGGGGAUGGGGGACAGGGGCCAGGCGAGAGAGCGGAGCGGUCAAAAGGGGAGUGGGUGGGCGCCGGAGAGCGCGCGCCUAGUAG